This is a messenger RNA of Chaetomium fimeti, 1506 nucleotides long. RefSeq lists its product as uncharacterized. Gene Ontology annotation, biological process: transcription elongation by RNA polymerase II. The transcript has 2 exons. The record is from RefSeq and is a predicted model, not a curated record. Gene Ontology annotation, cellular component: elongin complex; nucleus. The coding region runs from base 119 to 1393 and encodes 424 amino acids. NCBI's taxonomy places the organism in Eukaryota, Fungi, Ascomycota, Sordariomycetes, Sordariales, Chaetomiaceae.
CAGCACAGCAUCCGACCAUCCCCAUCUUCAAACUUCUACCUUCAAAGCUCAACUUCGAACCUCAUCUUCUCGGCAUCAUCUUGCCACUUCAAUUGUUUCGAACUUAGUCUAUUUCAAGAUGCCCGCAAUGGCUCAACAGCGCGCUCUUGUGGGCACCGCCCUGGGGCCCAGCCAUAUUGUGAAGGUUCCCCUUGGCCCUCGGUCUCUUGCAGAAAUGAGUCUCAAGGUGGCAAUCGACAACGUCAAACUCAUCGAAAGUCUGGGCCAGAUCGCCCCCCAGUAUGUCGACCCAAUCCUCGCGGCUGUCAAGUCGGCCGAGCAGCUUCACACUCUGGAGCUCAACAGUGACGACAUCUACGAUGAGACCGAAAAGCAUUGGAAGCGAAUUAUCACGAAGGACUUCCCCUUACUAGCUGCUAAGCACGGUUACGCCCCCCAGAACCCAAAGUCGUGGCACAAGGUCUAUGGCAAGUACAAGCAGCUUGACACGGAGCAGCUCGCUGCCGCCACCGAGAAGAUGAAGCAGGGGUUCGCCGCACACAGUCAAGAAAAGCAGUCUCGCGCCUCCACCAUCAUCUCGGCCGAGAGAGGCGGGAAGCUACGUAAACCCAAGGUCAGGUCCGGGUGGGGUCCGUCGCGUGGGGAUCAAACCUUCAUCUCAGCCACCAGGGCCCAACUUCGCCGAGAAGCCAAGUGCUUCAAGCUCCCGACGCCGUCUGGCAAACUUCCCGUCCGGCCAGGUCAGAUCAAGAAACCGCCCCCCGGCAUGGUCGACGAGCACCGCAGGAUGGAGUAUCGCAAUUCAAUCCCAGAACCACCUCCGGUAAUCCGAGCGCCCCGCCCCAGACCGACUCCGGCCGCCACUGGCAGCCCCGACGACCGCGAGAAACGCGAGGCACGCCUAUCUCAGAUCAAGAAUGCAGGCCAACCAAAGGCCGCAGCUGCUAAUAAUGUUCUCAGCUUCAGCGACGACGAGGGUCCCGACAAUUAUCUAUCGGGUGAUGCUAAGCUCUUUGGCGACGCUGAUAAUGAUGACCUUUUUGGGGAGCUCGAACACAAGAAACCCGCGGCUUCUGCUUCAUCAUCACGCCAGGGGCCACGUUCCAUGCCUCAGCCGGCCACUAAUCAAUCUCUCAAGCGCCAGCGGAGCCUUAAGGCUACAGAUACUGAGCAGCCAACCAAGCGCCACCACGGUGUCGAGAAGACAACCCCCUCUGCCUUACUAUCGUCCAACAAAGCCCCCAGGCAGCCCACCAAACCCCUGCGCAAGGGUCUGUUAGCAACACCGGGUGCCAACCAACGCUUUCAAAAGCCAUCGGGCAAGAAUGUCCCCCAGUCUGCUCCCAAAACGGUAGCGCCAGGCGCCGUUGCCCCACGGGCCGACCCCGACUGAACGUCGGAUGGCGAUUGGUGAUGACCCCAAGACCCCGCACAAGAAGGACGCCCAGGGAAAUCCGAUGUACGACGAGAACGGAUAGCCGAUGAUGUUCCGUAAACCACCAGUCC